AUGGUCAGCCCGUCACUUAUCGUGGUUCUGCACCAAGAAAAAAGAAAGCUUGUUAUUCAACUUGCUUAUGCUUUUCUAACUGUCGGUAGUUUCGUGAUGAUCUACCGUGGAUCGGUGGUAUUGCCGUUCGUUUCCGUUGUCUUCUUUGUCAAUCCCAAGUUUCUUCUUAACAAAAUCGCGGAGAUGCUCGGCGGUUGUUGUGUGUGUGCCGAUGAAAAUGGUUGGACCGACAAUCCGCUUAUUUACUGCGAUGGUCCUGGGUGUGAGGUGGCAGUUCAUCAGGGAUGUUACGGUAUCCAAGAAGUGCCAGAGGGAGAAUGGCUGUGUGCGAAAUGCCACGUGGCUGCCAACAGCUACACUAAUGGUGAAGUGAAACGCAAUGGACCAUUGUCAAAUGGUGUGGGCCAUAUCGAAGCCCGUUGUGAACUGUGUCCAUUUGGUUACGGUGCUCUGAAACGAACCGAACAGAAGGGUUGGGCACAUGUGAUUUGUGCGCUUUAUAUUCCUGAAGUACGAUUCGGCGAUGUACAUAGUAUGGAUCCUGUCAUUCUAUCCGAUGUCCCCAUGGAACGCUUCGAAAAACUCUGCUACAUCUGCGCAAACGCCGGUGACUCGCGGGCUGCCCAGAUGGGGGCGUGUAUGUCGUGCAAUAAGUCUGGCUGUAAGAGAGGGUUUCACGUGACAUGCGCGCAGCAACGUGGAUUGCUGUGCGAAGAAGGUGGAGGGAGCAAGAAUGUGAAAUAUUGUGGUUACUGCGAGCAUCACCUUAGGAAGGCGGCUGCUGAUCCUGCGAUAAAGGUGAUCCCACCGUGCCGGAUUAGGGCACACCCGUCAUCUUCACAAAGUUCAGUGCCAUACGAACCAACGCCGCCAAACAGCAACAAUAGCGGUCAUAUGCUCGUCGACCCAAUUCCAAGGCCUGAACAAGUCGGGUCAGUGAUCGGCCUCACACAGUCCACCGAAGACUCCCAUCUGAUCAAUAACUUCUCUCCCCCACUGACAACGUCGAGCAGAUCUUCUGUUGCGUUGGACGCGACUCCGCCAUUGUCAAGUGGUGGAAACGCUGUCCUGGUUGUAAAGCAGGAACAUGUCCUGAAUGGACCACCAACGAACAACUUCAACGCAUUAGUUAAUGCUGCUGUCGUUCAGGCUGCCGAAUUGACGAACCACAACCGGUUAGGGAUGACAUCGGCCUAUAUGCCGGAUGCAAACGGUCAUCAUGACGAAAAGCUGCUCGUCGAUCCUGUAGCUCUAUCUUCUGGCGCUCUUACAUCUUCUGUUGCCAAAGUUGUUGCGGUGAAACGAAGCCGAGACGCAAAGACCGAGAUUGCCGACAAGGCGAAACGCCCUCGCACAAACCAUCGAACGAAAAGCGAAAAGGCGUUACGUGAUCUGGUGGGCCCAAUUGUCUCCGAGACUGUAUCGGACUUCCAUCGGGAAAGGAUUGCUGAUAGGACGGUACCGAGCGCCGCCGUCACUGCUGUCGAUCGACGUAUGGUGACCACAAACGCCACCACACCGUCGACGUCACAUGACGCUCCGCCCGUCCAGCAAGCGCCAAUUGUAAACGCGCAACCAUCCAAUCCGAACGUGAUCGGGACGAGUCCGCUGGCCCUACGACCUCAGGGAAGCAGCAGUGGCGGCGGUCCGUCCAACUCCACUCUGCCGUCUUCAAUGGAACAGUUGCUAGAGCGGCAGUGGGAACAAGGAUCGCAGUUCUUAAUCUCGCAAGCCCAAUUCGAUGUGGCGCAACUGUUGACGUGCUUACAUCAAUUAAAGUCGGAAAACAUCCGGUUGGAAGAACAAUUAGUGCAGUUGAAUCGUCGCCGCGAACAUCUGCUCUCGUUGACAUCACGGUUGUCAGUGCCGCUUGGUGCUCCCCCUCAGCAACAACAACAGCUACAGCAACAACAACAGCAACAACAAGUCCCUUCAUCACUGAACCAUCCACCUCAACCGACUGCAACAGCUGUAGUACCUCAACCACAACCACCGCCGCCAACUGCAAGCUUAGUUAGCCCGCAUCAUUCACCCAUAGUGCCUGCCAGUUCGUCUGUUCCGGUUGCUGCUGUUGGUGUCGCACCACAUUCUGGACCCGGAGGAUCGGGAGUUGAGGACUCGUUGACUCAACUGAGAUCGUUGGCGAGUGGAACCCCACGACCUAAUGUGAGACCACCUAGCCAAGCAUCGUCGGUGCCGUCCACGUCCUCGUUCACCUCGUCUCAGCCGAGUGGAGCAGGAUUUGUGCCACAUGUUCAAAGCAGAACGUCCGCCAAUGUCACAUCAGCGCCACCGCCUUCUAUAGCGACGGCUACGUUAACUACGCCACCGUCGACAUCACAGCCUGCGGUGUUACCGCCGACCACAUCGGCUGCGGUGGUGUCUGCAGAGCUGGCGGCAAACAUCAGCCCAGAGCGGUUGGCUGCCUUAAAUCCGCUGAUAAAUGGUGGAUUUCUAAGCAGAGGCGCAAAUCAAAUGCUGGGCACAGGGAAUGCGAUGGAUCCGCUGAUCACACAAUUUCUUCUGAGCCAAGCGCAACACAGUCAGCAACAGUACCUCGCUGGGAAUUCGACUGCAAAUCUGUUGGCACGUUUCAUGAUGCCACCGAUAAGCGGCACGAACACCUCGGUUCAAGGCGCCGGUGGCAUCGGAAAAUGA
Necator americanus (New World hookworm) is the source of this 2658-nucleotide messenger RNA. RefSeq lists its product as uncharacterized. The transcript has 14 exons. NCBI's taxonomy places the organism in Eukaryota, Metazoa, Nematoda, Chromadorea, Rhabditida, Ancylostomatidae. Bases 1 to 2658 code for a protein of 885 amino acids. Gene Ontology annotation, cellular component: nucleus. Gene Ontology annotation, molecular function: nucleosome binding; histone binding. Gene Ontology annotation, biological process: regulation of transcription by RNA polymerase II. The record is from RefSeq and is a predicted model, not a curated record.